AUGUCGUCUUCUUCAUCAUCGUCAUCUUUUGAUUCGUUCGGUUCCGAGGAUUACGAUGAUGCUGUUGAAAGUGCGGUUGUUGCCGCUGUUACUUUGGCCAUGAGGGUCGCGCAAGAGGAGGAGGAAGAAGAAGAAGAGAGACCGCGUUUUAGAAGAAGGGUGGUUCUUGUACGUCAUCGGGCCGAGGCACAAGAGAACUUGAUGCGAGACUACUUCGCGGAUCAACCAACUUACACCCCGAGACAAUUUAGACGACGAUUUAGAAUGCAUAAGGGUGUAAUAAGAUUGUAUGGACGUACAUACCUACAUAGACCAACAUGGACCGAUCUUCAGCGUAUAUAUGAUAUGCAUGAAAGAGUUCAUGGUUUUCUCGGUAUGAUUGGUAGUAUUGACUGUAUGCAUUGGCCGUGGGAGAUGUAUCCCACGGCCUGGCGAGGCACCUACACACGGGGUGACAUAGGUAGACCCUCGUUGAUUCUUCAAGCGGUUGCAUCGUAUGAUCUAUGGAUUUGGAAUGCUUUCUUUGGGCCACAAGGGUCUCGUAAUGACAUCAAUGUAUUCGAGUCAUCUCCUGUGCUUGAAGAUCUUAUAUCUGGUUUGGUCCCUUCAGCUUCCUUUUAUGCAAACGGUAACUUCUAUGAGAGAGGGUACUACCUAGGCGACGUGAUAUACCCCGAGUAUGCUAUAUUCAUCAAGACUUUUACCGAUCCAGUUGACGGGAAGAGAAAACUUUUUAAGAAAAAGCAAGAGUCGGCGCGUAAGGGUAUAGAAAGGGCUUUUGGUGUGUUAAAAAAGGGAUGGAAGGUCCUUAAUCAUCCGGCUCAGUAUUGGGACAAAGUACUCAUGCAAGACGUGAUUUAUGCUUGUAUCAUCUUGCAUAACAUGAUGUUGGAGGACGAUGUCAAGACUACAAUCCGGAUGAACCUUCUCUUGUACCGGGCUAUUGGGAACAAAUGA
Molecule: messenger RNA, 957 nt
Organism: Erigeron canadensis
Lineage: Eukaryota; Viridiplantae; Streptophyta; Magnoliopsida; Asterales; Asteraceae
Product: protein ALP1-like
Exons: 3
Coding region: 1-957 (318 amino acids)
Source: RefSeq, a predicted model, not a curated record